This is a messenger RNA of Dreissena polymorpha, 3405 nucleotides long. RefSeq lists its product as uncharacterized. The transcript is spliced from 5 exons. Bases 1728 to 2708 code for a protein of 326 amino acids. Lineage: Eukaryota; Metazoa; Mollusca; Bivalvia; Myida; Dreissenidae. The record is from RefSeq and is a predicted model, not a curated record.
UCCCAGCAUGCAAAGGGUAAUAAAUGUAUUGAUAACUAUACCCCAGAUACAAAGUAUAUGGGGGCUACAUUAAAUUCAUGUGCGUCCGUCUGUCGGUCCGGCAGUCUGUAGAAAAAACUGUAUUAGAUCUUCACCAAACUUGGUCAGAAGUUGUAUCUAAAUGAUGUCUAGGUCAAUUUUAAAUAUGGGUCAUGCCGGGUAAAAACUAGGUCACCGAAAGUUUGUCCGGACCAUAACUAUGUCAUUUAUCUUUAAAUUUUAAAAUGAGUUGGUACAUUUGUUCACCAUCAUUGGACGGUGUGCCAUGCGAAAGAAUUAUUUGACAGUGUAUAUAAAAUGUGGCAAGUUUGCGGAUACAUUCUUGAAUGAGGCAUAUUCUUACUUUUCAGCAAAGGACAGGUUGUACAAUGACAUCUGUGCAGAUUUAACAUGGGCUGGGGUGGCUUUUCCCAACUCGAUGCCAGACAAUGCAGUCCGAAAGCAUGUUGAAGUUAUAGCAUCAGCCAUAUGGUAUAUUGAUGGGUGCAAGGAAAAACUCAACGAGCGGGCCAAGCAUGUUCCUAAUGCUACGCCAUUACCCACCAGAUUUUCAGACAAGUUCAACAACUACAAUGAUUGGAAGAAGAAACGACAAAAAGCACCCAGACUUGAAGUGCCUGACCUGAAGAAGCACAGUGGUGCAAUUUUUAGACUGGUGUCCAUGGGAUUCACAAACAAGUGGGGUGACUACAGGGCUGAAUUAGAGCAGGUGGCUUUAGCGUUAGAUGGAUACGCUACUUUUCUCGAUGAAUCAUGUCAAAUGCAGGCCAAACGACAAAAACUGACAAACCCUAUCAGACAAGUUGGUGAGCAUUCAGAGAUCCAACACAGGCCAGAAGUGGGCGAGGUUCAUCCAAGGUAUACCAAGUUGGAUAACACUCUUUGUGGCAAAGGGUUUUAUGAAUAUGUAAUUUUCAAUGAGGAGAAUCACAGUCCAAAUGGGUCUUUUAAAGACUUCAAUGAGAGGCAUUUCUUCAUGCAGAAGUUACAGCUCACAGUCCCAGUUGAUAUCUUGACGUACAGUCCGGGUGGUCAGCACUUAAACAUUGUUCUUGUAUGGAGAACUCCUGAAGGAGGAGGUGAACUGAAUGAGUCCAUGCAACUGUAUGAAAAGAUUAGGCCUCUACUGCCCCAAUUUCACACAAGACAAAUGAAAGUUGACUUCCGUACAAAGUACACCAAUCUAGGAGGUUUCAAAAUACCCGCAGCAGAACUGCGAAACAUGUAUGCAGACCUGACAUUAGACGCGUCUGCCGAUCAGAAUCCCGCACUAGAUGAAAGAAUCAGACAGGCAAUAUUGGCAGAUGAUGUCAACCUUGUUACAGACUUACGACACUUAAAUAAAGGCCGGCCCAAUGACACGUUUCAGGUGUUUUUUUAGAAAUUCCAGCUGCACAUCGAGCAGUUGACAGCUGCGGACGAACGUCGCCACAACGUAGAACAUGUUUCGCAAUUCAUCAGUAGUAAAGAUUUAAGAAAGCAAGUUAGCCAAAACUUAGAAGAGCAUGUGCCCAUCCCAAACGAGUCAACGGUGCUUUUUUCAUUUGUUCCAAAAAACGCGCACAGACAGGCUGCCAAGCUGUACAAAUCAAUAGUCCCGUUACAAUUCAAGGUUCAAACGAGGCAGCUGAGAAGUUACCACAUGGACGAUCACUAUUGCGCAGCGGUGUUCAAGUAUAUGAGGCAGUAUGCCAUUAAGUAUCGAGAGGAGUGUUCUUUUUUGUGUAGAUGAUAAGUCCAAAGUAGACAUCGGGGAGCCUGGGUCCGCAGUAUCCACUGGCGUCAGGGGGAAAAAAUCAAUUGUACCAGUCUCUUCAACACUCAGUGCACUGGAUCAUGAUAUGCAGAGCAAGCUCUCAUUGACACCAUCUGUUGCCCUCAAGGUUGGUGUACCUGAAAGCAUAGAGGAAUCCUUCUACAGGGGCAAUGUGACAGUGAAGUACAAGGACUCAGUGUUCCAACCAAGCACCCCAUUCCGCCAUGCAGUUGAAAUGGAACAGAUACUUACCAAAGGUGGGGCCAAUGAUGCAGUGCCACCAAUACUCAUGAUUUUCUCAGAUGGUGGCCCUGACCAUAGAAUCACCUACCACUCUGUGAAGCUAGCCUUGAUCGUUCUCUUUAAAAAGCUGAAUUUGGACAUGCUGAUUGCAGGAAGAUCUGCCCCUGGCCAUAGUUGGCUGAACCCAGCUGAGCGAAUCAUGUCCAUUUUGAAUCUCGCACUACAAAACGCCGCAUUGAUACGGGCAGAAUGUCGACCAGAGUUUGAAACCACACUCAAUGGGGCCAAUUCGAUGGCGGACAUAAGGAAAAAUGCUGAGAGAGUUGAGGGCCUGAAAGCCGCAUGGGUGCAGUCGGCAUCUCCAGUCAUCGAACUGCUCGAAGAGAGAACCAACCGACUGUCCUUGCAAUCCAAGCGCUUUGAGUGCCAGCCAGCCGCUUCUGAUGAUGAGGUGAAACAGUUUGAAGAGCAGGUGUUAGCUUUAAUUGACGAGGACAUCACAUUGGGCCAGUACCAAGAGAAGAAUGUAAAGGCUAAAGCAGCUUAUCAGCAGUUCUUGGCAGACCACUGUAGACAGCGUCACUAUCUGUUCCAAAUCAGAAAAUGUGGCAAUGAAGCCUGCUGUCGACCCCCGCAGAGCUACAAAUGGGGACCUGCCAUUUGUACCUGACCCUAUGCUAAAGGAAGACGACAGCCAACACUUUGAGAAGUUUGAGCAUCUAGUCAGCAAGCCCACCACUGAUAAAGAUCGGCCAUCUUCUCAGAAAGCACGAGCUAAUCAAGUAGCUGAAAAUAUGCAGGGCAUUCGCAAUGCUGGUCUGGUUGGCCAAAAUGUCCGAGCGAUAGUGACGUGCUACGACUGUGCCAAACCCCGGUGCGUUUACUCCCUGCGAAAACUGUCUACCAGAGAUCUGAGAUCACUCAACAGGCUCAAAGAGAGAUACGACUACUCCUGUGGUUCAGCAGUUGUCCCGGAAGGCGAUUUCCUAGAGAAUGUUGUUUGCUUGCGGAUGCAAGUGGACUGUUCAACCCCAAUGGAGUUUCCGUACUAUGCGGAUAACAACCCACUUGACGUGCUUAAGGAUGUUUGCUGCCACUGUGGGGAAGGAGGGGCGACAAAAGACCCUGCUGUGAUGCAGAAGUAUCGGAUUGUGCUUCCACAAUGUGUUACUUGCAAGCUAACAAAGGAGGCACCAAGACGAAAUCCAAUCAAGUGAAAUGUGUCAAGGAUUGAAUCAACUGAGUGCCAGCUGUGUACUUUUUGGCAGUUCUGUGUUGCCAGAACUCGUUGAUACUUGAAUAUAUGUGUCAGAUUAUGUUAUUUAGUUAAUUUGUUUAUAUACAUGUAUAUUGUUCUCUCUGGCAAA